AUGAGCAAGCUUUGGGAGUUUUUUAUACAAGAUGACGUCGAGAGCUUUCAACGGCUCCUCGCCCCGGUCCCGAAAGGGCCGCGAUCGGAUGUGAACGCUCGAGAUCACCAUGGUAGGACGCUGCUACACCACGUCGCUUCGUCACCGAAACCUACCGCUAUCAACUUCGCGCGUGCGCUACUCGAAGCCUACCCUACCCUCGAUAUCUAUGCACAGGACUGGGAAAGUGGAUGGACAGCUUUACACAGGGCAUUGUAUGCCGGGAAUGCCUCAGUCGCGCGGGCAUUGAUGAUCCGCGAUAACGAGUCGGAUUUCGCUAGACUAGGGAACAACAAAUUCGUCCACCAUCAGAGCGGGACCCUGAUCAAAAUCAAGGACCGCGAAGGUUACUCUCCAUUUGACGUCUAUGGUGCGACAAUCACCUCUCGCGAUAUCAAACAAAUACUGUCCAAGAUCCCCCGUGAUUUGGAGAAUGACACGGCUUCCAACGCUGCGUCUCACAAUGAAGAGGAAGAGGAUGACGGUUCCGGUUCCUUUCUGCGGGUCAUUUCGAGGAGUUUCGGGACAGACUUCUCGGCUGAUGAGAUCUUCACGUUUGGCAGCAACAAAAACUUGAAUCUCGGGCUUGGUGAUCAGGACGAUCGGCAGUUUCCCGAGCGUAUCGCCAUCCAGCGCCCCGAUCAUCUUCUUGAUCGCUUCUAUCGUGAAUACCAGGAUCGAAUGGAGCACCUGGAAAUGGAGGAUCUGCUCCAUACAUCGGAUGAGAUACCGACCGUGAUCGCAAACAAGCCUAUGAAAUUCCGCAAUGUAGUCAUGUCGAAGCUACAUACUGCUAUCAUGACGGAUGAUCCAGAAGCAAACCUUUUCAUGUGUGGGUUUGGUCCUGGUGGCCGCCUUGGAACCGGCGACGAAUCCACAAGGUUUGAUUUCGUUUGUAUCGAGGGUGGUGGGCUAGCAGGCAAGGCAGUAGUGUCGGUCGCCUUGGGCCAAGACCAUAGUCUCGCCAUCACCGAUACCGGCGAGAUCUUCAGUUGGGGAAGUAACACAUUCGGCCAACUCGGCUACAAUCUGCCGCGGACGAGCAAUCGGAAUGAUGUACCCAUCCAGACCACUCCUCGACAGAUCUUCAAUGCUUUUAAGAGAGAGAGGAUAAUGGGUGCCGCGGCAUCAGCCAUCCAUUCAGUGGUUUUCAGUGAUUCUGGUCUCUAUACAUUUGGCAAGAACGAGGGCCAAUUAGGACUUGUCGACUCUGAUGCAAGGUCUCUUGAGGUUCAAAUAACCCCUAGACGUGUGGGAGCGUCUCUGUUUCAAUGCCCCAUCCAGACCGUAUCUGCCAUUGACCGCGCCACGGCCGUCCUUCUGCAGAAUCACGAAGUCUGGGUGUUCUCGCAAUAUGGAUACUCAAAGCUCUCUUUCCCGCUGGAGGCUAGCUCGAGCUUUAUUCGCGAAAGCUUUAUGGCCACGCGAUAUGACCAUUCAGUCAAUCAUGUGGUCAAACUUGCCAGCGGAGGCAACACAAUCAGUGCUUUGUCUAGUUCCGGAGAGGUCUUUACUGUUGAGGUCAACAAAGCAGAAAACCCCGAAACAUCAACAUCCACGACGAACCCGGCCAAAAUCAGAAAUUCAUUGGCCUCUCCUUUGAGGGCGUGGUCCGUGAAAAAGUCGCAUAUGGCAGCAAGCGAUGUAGACCUUGGAGAAAAAGAGAAACGAACCAAGCGUAAGGACGGUUCCUCGAAAGACUACAAAUUCGCACGUAUUCCAGGGCUAUCUCGGGCUGUUGCUGUGCGUAGUAAUGCAUAUGGUGCCUAUUCUGUCGCGCAACGCGAUUGCGAUGUGACUCGGGACCAAGUACACAUUGGUCGUAGCACUCUUUGGGACGACCUGCUACCACUUUCACCUUUCCUUACCCCUGGAAUCGAAGAAAUCGACUUGGUUCUUGCAAAUGAUGUUACAGAUGACCCAAUCCCACUUCCAGCAGGGGCCAUGAUCAAACGAGCUCUUAUUCUCUCACCAGAUAUUGAAAGUCAGUUUCUGUCUCUUCAGACCACGGGCACUAUAUGGCUCACAGCCUCGGAUUCUGAACAACGCAUUCCUGCACAUCAAUUUCUUCUUGCGGGUCGCAGCCCUGUCCUCCGAAAGGCGCUCCACGAAUUUCGGGAAUCAUAUUAUUCAGCUGUGCCCGAUCUUCUUGAUAUUGAGUACGACAAAGAUGGACAGACGCAAAUCCGAUUCCGAGGAGUCGAUUUCCUGACUGUGAUGAAUCUGGUAUUUUUCCUCUACACCGAUGGAAUUCUUGAUGUAUGGCAUCUCGCGAAGACUUCUACCAAAAACGCAGCUCGUUACCGCCAGGUACGCAACGAAGUUAUGCGGAUUGGCUCACAACUUGCUCUGCCGACACUCGAACGUGCUGCCAGAUUAAUGGUCGAACCUCAACGAAGCCUGAAAAAGGACAUGGCACAUGCCAUCAACCAUGCUUCUUUCUUCGAUGAUGCAGAUGUGAUUGUUCAGUUGAAGGGCGGUUCUCUCAAAGUGCACAGCCAAGUGAUUUGUCAAAGAUGCCCUUUCUUUGAGGCUCUGUUCCAUGGCCGCUCGGGUGGUAGGUGGCUAGAGUCCCGCCGGUCAUCUGAAAAAGUACAUGUCGACUUGAAACACAUCGAUCGAUCGAUCUUCUAUUUCGUCUUGCGUUAUGCAUAUUCCGAUGCGGAUGAACAUCUGUUCGAUCAAGUGCGCGUAAAGACAAUCGAUGAUCUAAUUGACUUGUUCUUAGACGUAAUGUACGUCGCCAACGAGUUGAUGAUCGACCGAUUAUCACAGAUUUGCCAAAAUAUGAUUGGUCGAUUUGUCAACACGCGGAACAUAUCAUACCUUCUCAACUCGGUUGCCCCCAUUUACAUGACUGAGUUCAAGGAAGCGGCUUUGGAGUAUAUCUGCCUUGAUCUGGAAACUAUGCUUGCGAACAAAUAUCUGGAUCUCGACGAUGACCUACUCGGGGACCUUGACUUGGUUUGUCACGAAAAUCAAUUGGCCUGCUUCCCGAUCUCUCGAGGGCGCAACUCCGAGGGAUACGUUUUUGAGAAGUACCCGGAGAUCGUCAGCUCGGUCGAGACGGAUAAACAACGACGCAUCGAUGCGAUGGCUCUACAAACCCGCUUAGAUCAUAGAGAAUCCGAUGACAUGCGACCACGCCAGACUGCGGGUGAUAAAACACCCUCUUCCGCGAGGAAGGGCAAAGCCAGCACGCCCAAAGUCCUUCACAGUUCCGCAGCCAGUCCCAUGCUGAAACCGAGACAAUCCAGUGGUGAUCUGAUGUUCCAGAUGGACGAGGAAGCAGUUUCAUCUAGUGACUUGUCCAAGGGUAAAGCUGCUUUGCGUGGCAUGAGCUUGGCUGACAAUUCAUACCCUAAUUCGCCCGCUCUUGGAGCAAGCAUCCCCGAAUCGAUUGAGGAGAGGAACUUCCUAGAUACCCAAAUGUCUUCACCGCGGGACACACUACUGGCAGAGUCCCCGACCGAGUCAAGGGCCAUUGCGCUUCAUCAAAAACGUUCCUUAGUAUCACCUUCAGGGACUUCGGUUCCCUGGGGCUCCCCGGGGAUACCCAGCAGCAAAAAGGACCUCAAAGACAUCAUGGGAGAAAGUUCACAAUCUCGAGUUUCUAAUUUGACCUUGGGCAUGUCUAGUCCUCGCGAGAGCAGCAGCAAAUCCACCCAGAAGGUUUCCCAAAGAGAUCGGAAGAAGAUACAACAACAGCAGAUGCAAGAAAUGCUAGCUGCGCAGGAAAAGGCCAAAGAAGUGUCGCAGAAUCCGUGGCAAUUGCCCUCGCCAGCUACCCCUGGUACUCCAACCAAAGAUCCUCUUCCCGGCCAAAAGAUUACCAGCCCAUCCGUUUCCGACCAAAAGCCUGCCCAGAGACCAGCAAUGACCAUGCGCCAAACUGUUGCCGGGACACCUCCCCCGAGAUCGAAGCCAGUCGCCACCCCAGUAAAGUCCCAAAGCCGCACUGUUUCAGCAAGUAUUCAAACAUCCGUCUCCAGGCCCUCGCCUUCUUCUCACAAUUCCAUACCAAAGGAAUCUCCUCAGCCUCCUGUUCAUUCAAUCCGACACAUCCCACGCCCCGACCCGCAUGCGGGAUCCCGCUCCCCUUCCGCUGGAUCCUUCUCGUUAGCAUCUAUUCUCCACCAGCAACAAACAGAAAAGGAUGAGAUUCGAGAAGCAGCCAAUGCGAAGCACAAUCUCGACGAGAUCCAAGCCGAGCAAGAGUUCCAGCAGUGGUGGGACCAAGAGAGCAAGCGUAUCCAAGGCCUUUUGGAUCCCGAGCCCUCCCAGCCAGAGCAACAGCAGGGGAGCCAGCAGCGUGGCAGUGGAAAGAGUGGACGCGGUGGCAAAGGCCCCGGCCCUGGUACACCUGGUAGCUCGCGCAAGCGUCGAGGUAAUAAGACUUCGGCACCAGAAGCCAUCAACUCCCAGGGCCAGAAGCAAGCCGCGCCCACUCCGAAAAAAAAUGCAAAUGGUCACGGAUCAACGCAGCCUCGUGACACAUCUGCUGGAAAUCAUGUUCCUGGAAAGAAUCCCCGUCGUGGUGGACAACGCGGCAGGGGUAAAGACCGGGGUAAUUCGGCUUGA
Messenger RNA from Penicillium manginii, 4620 nucleotides. Its product is annotated as BTB domain and ankyrin repeat protein. Gene Ontology annotation, molecular function: protein binding. Lineage: Eukaryota; Fungi; Ascomycota; Eurotiomycetes; Eurotiales; Aspergillaceae. The transcript is spliced from 2 exons. The record is from RefSeq and is a predicted model, not a curated record. Bases 1 to 4620 code for a protein of 1539 amino acids.